Molecule: messenger RNA, 1080 nt
Organism: Anthostomella pinea
Lineage: Eukaryota; Fungi; Ascomycota; Sordariomycetes; Xylariales; Xylariaceae
Source: the annotation of a GenBank genome assembly
AUGGACCUCCCCUUCACCACCCUCGACGUCUUCACCACGACGCGUCUGCUGGGCAACCCCCUCGCCGUCGUCACAGUCCCCUCCGCGCUGCGCCGGCGGCUCACGCACGCCGCGAAGCAGAAGAUCGCGCAGGAGUUCAACCUGUCAGAAACGGUGUUCCUGCACGAGGGCAGCGGGGAUUGCGAAGACGAGAAUGAGGGUGAUGAGAGCCGCGAGAUCGACAUCUUCACCGUCGAGCGCGAGAUCCCCUUUGCGGGCCACCCGACUAUCGGCACCGCCGUGUACGUGCGGUACCACCAGCACCAGCAGCCGCAGGCAAGUGCAAGCGCAAAGGAUAAGGCGGCAGUGAAGACGCUGAUCACCAAAGCCGGCCCCAUCACCCUCGAGCCCCUCACUCAUCCCAUCAGCACCAGCACCCAAGCGCGCGGAAUCCGCGCCCGCAUCCCGCACGCCGUGCACCUCCACGCCAAGACCCUCCGCGACGUCCUCCCGUCGUCGCCCGAGGACCACCCGGGCCUCUCCCCGCACGCCGCAAUCCGCGCCGCCGAGCUCCGCGCGCCCGUCUUCAGCAUCGUCAACGGCAUGACGUUCGUACUGGUACAGCUACCAAACCUGUGCGUGCUGGCUGAGGUCCGGACGUCGCGGCUGGAUUUCGAGACGUUGCCUGUGCCGCUGCUGGAUGAGGGAUGGAGGGACAGUCUCGUCUGUCGGUAUUACUACGUCGAUGUGGAUGGGGAUGGUGAUGGUGAUGGUGAGGCGGGUGGGCGUGAGGAGAUGGGAGAAUCAGAGGAGGGCGUGAGGUAUCUGCGCACGCGCAUGGAGGAGCUCGGGUUCGAGGACCCGGCUACGGGCAGUGCCGCCACGGCUCUGGGGGCGUAUUUGACGCUUACGGAGGAGAAAAGGGGGAGGCGGUUCCAGAUGACGCAGGGGGUCGAGAUUGGCAGACGGAGUGUCAUCAGCGUCGAAACGACGACGACGACGGUAGAAAACGCUGACGGGGAAGGGGUGAAGUUGGGUGAUGUCUGGCUUGGUGGUACGGCUGUGGUGGUCAUGCAGGGGAGCUUGAGAGUUGAUGUGUAA